UUUAAUCCUUCGAACAAAUAUCGAAAUUUUCUUGAGAAAAUACCCAAUAAUACAUGAUCAUUUUACUAUAAAAUAAUUAUGGUUAAAAUUCAUUUUAAUACAACUGGACCUGAUUCUGACCAAGUAACUAACGGUAAAAAUGUGGAAGGUGAUGGGGGACCAUUGAAAGUGUCUGCGAAUUCAGCAAGGAAAGCGAGGAAUCAUUCGCAACGUGUUGUUUCAAUGUUUUAUUGCUUCCUAUUAUUUGCUAUGGGUUUAUCUAUUACACUUUACAAUACUGGAGAAAAAGAAGCGGAGACUGAAAAUUCUUUUGUUUCAUUCUAUACCAUAAUGUUUAUCAGUUCUAUCAUUGCUAUGAUUUUUACACUUGGUUACGUGUAUCGACAUCGCCAUGCUAGUUUGGAGGCAAUUGAAAAAGGCGAAUUAUCAGCUCCGAGAAUAGCCUUCUCAUUUCGUGGCGAAGAUGUAAACUUGUACCUGCGUUUUGGAAUUGGAUUGUUUGCUGCCAUGUCUAUCGUGCACUCAGCUACAAGAUGCUAUGAAAUUGCGAAGAAAUAUCCAUUACAUGCAGCCUCUAGUAUUUACAUAUUUUUCAAAAUCCUGUUUUUUACCACUCAGACUGUAUUUUUGCUUCUUUUACAUCGUAUUGUAAUUCUAGUGAGAAUACGCAUCUUCAGUUUUAUACUACUACACAUCCUAACGGUGAAUCUGUGCAUAUGGUCGGAUGCUGUCAUUAAAAAAAUUUCUAAAAGUAUCGGAACUUUAGCAGUUUUAAAUGUAACUGUUGUACAUAAAAAGUAUGAAUUAGCCGCAACAAACUAUUUUCUUCCAGCAGUACCAGAGUACUGUGCAAUUGCUGUAGCUGUAGUUUACGAAUUGUUACAUCGUGUUGGGCAGUUAAAACAAAUUGAAUGUCAACAUGAAAAAAAAGAAAAACAUCGUACGAAACGUGUUGAUCGUGGUUCGAUUGGCAUUAUUUUGGGAACAAUUAUAAUUUGUAUUGUUAUGGGCGUUGUAAUGUUAUUAGAGAUCUGGGGAAAAAAAUUUCAUGAUUACAUAUAUAUUGCUCAUUCAACUGAAACAAGCAUACUUUUUAUUAUUGCAUUAAUAUUUUGUGUUAGCGGUAUAUGGAGUACAAGGAAAUUGAAAUUCUCCGUAAAUUUUUCAAACCAAAAUUUAGAUAGUAAAUUACUGAUAGUUACAUUUUUUAUAACUGUCACAUUCUUGGUGGCAUGUAUACUGCUCAAUAUUGCAUUUUUAUUGGGUAACGGUUUCAAUCAUCAUGAACAACAGUGCCUUAAAUUACACUUAUUCUCAGCUUUUUUGGAAUUAAUACAAGUUACAGUGCAGAAUUUCUUCAUUAAUGACUUAUUCUAUCGAUGUUGUCAUGAUACAUCAUAUCAACAGCGAAAACCAGGUCGCGCAAUGAUUGCAUUGUUAUCAGCCAUAAAUUUUUCAUUAUGGAUGAUUUAUAGUUUUCAGGCAAAGCACAACAAUAUAUUGCUCAGUGUAAAAAAAUAUUUUGUGCAAACAAGUGAACUUCAAAGUUUAUUUAUCUACAUAAAUGUAGCCCUACCAAUGGUUAUGUUAUAUCGUUAUCACAGUAGUGUAUGCCUAGCAAUUGAAUACAUUCGUGUAUAUGAAGACGAAAUUACACGAUAUGAAAGUAUGUUGCGUGGAGUGCCACAUACUAAAUUGCUACCAUUCGGUUCUAAGUGGGAGAUCACUGAAUCACAGCACUCAAAUUACCUUUCACCAGCUAAUUCAUUGACAUUACCUAGGCAUAGGGCUUUAUCAGAACCUGUAGUAAAAUUGAAUUCAAGUACUUAUUUAAAAGAAAUGCAUACCCUAGAUAAAAACAACGCUAAAAGUAGUAGCAAUCAUGAGAUUCUUUCAAAUUUAAGUGAAAAAGAAGACAAACAACAAAUUAUGAAACCAGAUAAAUUGGAACAAUCAAAAUCACAAAAGUAUGCUCAAAAUAAACGACGUACAACACAUAUCAGUAUGGAAUUAGCACAAUAUCGUGUAAAUGCUAGUGAAAUGGAACAUCGUUUAGCUGAAAUGAAAUUGAAAAAAUAUAAGCGUGGUAAAGAUGAUCAUUCAACAAAUGAAAAAUUAACACUCGGUAGAUUUAAUCUACACAAAGAAGCAGAGCCGACAAUGUCAACUUCAUUAUCUGACAGUGCAUUAUCUACAGUACGCACAACGGAUACCAUUAAUGAGGAUGAUGAAGAUGAUGCUACUGGUGGCAUUGAAUGUGAAGAUUAUGACAGACAGAAUUCAUCACCUGAAUCAUGUUAUUGUACUAAGACAGGGGAUAGUAGUUCAGCCAUAUAUCUUACACAAAGUCAAUUAUAAUCAUGAAAUAAAACACAACUUUUGCAGCAAAAUUUAAAAAACACUCAAAAAUAAUUCCAUACCUAAACGAGUACAUAUUUCUCGAAAUUACUUUGAGCUUGUUCAUUUAAAAAUAUAAAAUAAUUCUCUGUGAUAAUUUAAUAAUUAGCAGUAAGAAGGUAAAAAAUGAUUUCCUU
Schistosoma turkestanicum is the source of this 2534-nucleotide messenger RNA. The record is from the annotation of a GenBank genome assembly. Lineage: Eukaryota; Metazoa; Platyhelminthes; Trematoda; Strigeidida; Schistosomatidae.